AUGAAGCUCAGUGUGGCGUUGUUUUUUGCAGGGCUCUUUGGGGCUCUUGCUGCUGUCUUCAUCCUGCUCUCUUUUGGAACUGAUUAUUGGCUUCUGGCCUCAGAGACCUGCAACCCAAACCCUGGAGGAGCUGUCAGCCCGGAUGGUGUAACCAUAGAGCGUGGAGAUGUGGUGUUACAGGAUGCAGCCAGUGAAACCAGUGAUGUCACGUUGUACCAUGAGGGGUUUUUCUGGAAGUGUUCGUUUGGAGGCAGUGAGGAUGAUGCCGACCUACUGUGGAAGCUCUGGUUCACAAAUCAGCCCCACUCCAAAGUUUGCACCCACGCCUACCUCUUCCCCUUCCCCCUGUCUCAACAGCCCAACAAUGCAACAGAAUAUGACACUGCUAUAAUCUACAGAGGCUUCUGGAGCAUCUUCAUGCUGAUCGGUGUGGCAGCUGUGGUGCUUGGUGGGUUCUUUAUUAUCUGUGCUGCUCCGUUCGCCAGUCACCGUCUGUACAAAGCCGGAGGAGGCUUCUUCUUGACAUCAGCUCUGUUCCUGCUGUGUGUGGUGGUGAUGUACGUCCUGUGGCUGCAGGUGUUGGAUGUUGUGGAUCUGUACGUACAACACCAGCGCGCCACAGUGUGUCCAAACUUCCAGCUGUCCAUCCACUACGGACUAUCCUUCAUGUUCGCCCCUGUUGGCAUCUUCUUCUGCCUAUUGGCCGGCCUUCUUUUCCUCCUCAUUGGCAGAACCAUUCGGAUUCACUGCCACUAACUUUAUCCAGGUUAGAGGAACAGUGGGGGCUGUGGAUGAGGUUUUCUGUUCGUCCAAUGUAGUGUUGAUAUUUUGCCCAUUUUGUCUGCACUAUAAUAGCAGAGCUCUGUAGAUUUUGUAUGGUUGCUCCGUGGAACAACAAAUCCGCUGACCGUUUUGAACUUUUUGCCGCAGGAAUCAAACUGUUUUGUUCUUGUCAUAAGCAAUAAAUCAAAUUCUCAGCACACCUACAGUAAAAAUAAUAAUCUGUGGUGCCUUUCACUUCAGUUUGUAUAUGCUUGUGAGGGCUCUUGGUGUGUUCCUGCAAUUCACAAUCACCAGCAUUUAAAUUAUGAUGAAUAGAAUGAUAUCAGCUGAAACAAUUUAAUGUCUGCAAAAUUAAAAAAAAGUAUCCUGUGAGGAGUUUAUGGUUGCAUGAUUAUUUUUAUAUUAUGUAUAUACAAUAAUGGAGUGAGUGUUCGGCAAACA
Molecule: messenger RNA, 1224 nt
Organism: Notolabrus celidotus (New Zealand spotty)
Lineage: Eukaryota; Metazoa; Chordata; Actinopteri; Labriformes; Labridae
Gene: tmem182a
Product: transmembrane protein 182a
Exons: 5
Coding region: 1-756 (251 amino acids)
Cellular component (GO): membrane
Source: RefSeq, a predicted model, not a curated record